Messenger RNA from Orbicella faveolata, 2404 nucleotides. Its product is annotated as large ribosomal subunit protein mL37-like. Gene Ontology annotation, cellular component: ribosome; mitochondrion. The record is from RefSeq and is a predicted model, not a curated record. Gene Ontology annotation, biological process: translation. Gene Ontology annotation, molecular function: structural constituent of ribosome. NCBI's taxonomy places the organism in Eukaryota, Metazoa, Cnidaria, Anthozoa, Scleractinia, Merulinidae.
ACGAAGUAGUUUUCAAGAUGGCGUCCUUGAUGGGUCCCUCUGCGCGUGGAAAGCUUUCUCGACUUUUGCCAUCUUUUCUACACUUGAGAGAUUAUUGCCAUGCUGCUGCGAUGGAGAAUUAUCUUUACCACCCUAAAAGUCGUCCUUUGGAACCAGAAGUUCAGACUCUAAACUUGACUAAGACUCUGCACAUGGGGGAGAUUUCAAGUUGCUUGCAAGAUAUUGUUAUUGAUGCUGCCACAAGAGAAUCAAUGAUGCCAAAAUUCAGACAAAACAUAAUUCAAACAAGGCUGAUUAAUUUUGAUGGAGAAAUCGCCACGAGGGACAAGUGUGCGCUGCCUCUGAUGCAAAAUAUGUUGAGGGUUGUAUGGAGUUCUACCAACUGUUUCCCAGGUCUUCUGGAAACCUCACUGACUUACAAGCCUCAUGUCUCCGCAUAUUGGGAAAGAGAACACAAGAUACAAGUUGGUGGACAUGUUGGUUUUUUGUUAUCCUCAAAGAAUCAGCUAAAACAAGUUGCUGACAGCCAAGAAGUAAAAAAGACUAAAGAAAUUGAAGUGGAGAAGCCAGAUAUAAUUUCUCCACUGUUUCAUCUAAACACGUCUAAAAAAACCAAUCCAAAAUUUGAAACUGGUUUCUAUAACAAUUCACCAUUUCCCUAUCCACACACCUUCAUCAUGGUGUGUGAGGACAUAAAGCAGAACACAAGUCAGUUGGUUGGUCAAGGCAUCAUGUUCUCCUGUGCACGGCUUGUUGCAGAUGCUGUACAGAAGCGCAAUUACCAAAUAGGAGAUGAGUUGGAAAAACCGUUAGCUACUCAAUGUAUCCUCACUGACGGAAUAAGACUCACAUUUAUACAUUACCAGCUGAAUACCUUGAGCUUUAGUGAUGAUGGAGGCAUCAAAAACAUGGCUUGGAUCAGUCCAGGGGUGUUCAUGUAUAAAAGGAUCGUGUUUGAUGACAUAGAAAAGAGAGAAAAAACCGCUAAGGAGAGGAAGAGGUUUCGACGUGCAAAGAAAGAUCCAGCAAAGCAUGAAAUAGUGCUAGAAGACUUUAAUGAUGAAUGCUUUGAAACUUUCGUUAAAAUGAUUGUCAGUGGAUGCCACGCCAGUUAAAGAGAAAUUCAAUUCAAAUAUUAAUGAAACAAACAAGCAAACAAGCAAACAAACAACACAUUUUCUUAGUGGUGAAAGUUUAAGAUGAAAAUACAGCGAUUUUUUGUUGAAGACUACAAACCUAAACACGUCACUGGAACUUACAGUGUAUUUUGCAAAUCUCGACCCUCCCACACUGACUUGCAUUUGGCCAUGUCGCGCCCUGUGUGUGAUGCAUGAGGUGUGACAAGCCAAAGAGACCUUCGUACAAUCGAUCGCCUGGUAGCAGCAGCAGCAGUAGUAGUAGUAGUAGUAGAUACUCUUUUUACGAGGGUGACACUUAAUAGCAAAUCAAAAAGCUGACAAAUGCGUGGCCCCCCAAAAUUACUAUAACAAGAUCUACCAAAUCUACAACUUUAAUUUAGUAGUAAAAAUUAAGAAAAGACAGUUUAAAUGAAAACGUACACAAGAAGAGACGGAGACUGCAAUGAAAAUGAGUAAGAGCUUUCAUAUGUUCUUGUUCAGCGUUCUUUCAAAAUUUGAAAUGUUUUCCAUGGAUAUUUUUCUCUUUGGCAGAAAUCCCUUUAAAUCAAUUGUUUCUCAUUCUGGUUUAUUCAUAAAAUGUAAUAUUGGAACAUAAAUUUAUUGAAAACAACCCGUUUAAAAAUAAUAGUACCUGUAUAAUAUAAGAGAUUUGCUUGCGCGGCAAAAAAUUGCAUGGUUCCUGUCACGUUACUUACCAUUUCCCAAACUUGACUUCUUUUAUCGAACUUUGAUUGCAUUAUGGCAAUCUCGUCUUACUUGGUAUUCCUUCUUUUCAAUUUCUUUUGUUUUGUUGUUGUUGGAAGAUUCUAAAAGCUCAGUACUUGACACAAACUUUUGAAAACGUUCCAUUGUCUUGGGUGACUUGACAGGACUUGCGACAGUCCUGGCCUUAUCUGAGGCCCCGUCCUCACUACGCCGGAGAAUUUUGAAAUGCCGUCUUACAUUUUAGUGUGGACAGAAAACAAUUUGAAAACGGAGCUUUUCACAAAUGAUGACGUCAAAAUAGUCAUGGAUUUCCCUGCCCGAGGUUUCCUCAAACACGUAUCUAAAAUAACUGGUGAGUGUUGCGUUUUCAAAUUUCUCCUGCGUAGUGUGGAGGGAAAAGAUUUUGAAAACGGAGCUUUUGGUAUUGUAAAAUGUGGACCGCUAAGGUAACCAAUCAGAAUUCUCCUUUUCAUCGCAGACCAGUUCAGCCAUAUAAUAUAUUCGCAUGUUUUCCAAAACUUAAUUGGUUUCACUGGUUUCAUUUACUUUUUUGUAUUAAG